Molecule: messenger RNA, 2148 nt
Organism: Oppiella nova
Lineage: Eukaryota; Metazoa; Arthropoda; Arachnida; Sarcoptiformes; Oppiidae
Source: the annotation of a GenBank genome assembly
AUGCAAAUUCGGUUCAGCGGUUUCGGUGACACUAGCAAAGACGAUCUCAAUUUUUUGGACGCGUACGCGAAGAUCGCCCAUUCUGGUGUGAGGGUCGAGGGCGCUACGCUUUGGUCUUCGCUGGAUUUAUCACAGCAGCAACACUGUAGCACCUGUACAGCUCACGACGCAAGAGGUCAUGAUUUCUUGCUGCUGUCAUCCAGCACCCUAAGGAUGGGGUGCAAGCCAGACAAAAGGUUGCGGCAAGCACAUCGAGCUCGGGGCACAGUAUCGCUCUUUGUUCUCCUCUGCUGCUGGAAUGCCAGGGUCUACGGACAGACUCAGGAUGAAGCCGUAAACAGUCUCCCAGCAAAAGUGAACCUGCGAGGGGCAGGAAGCCUAACCCUAGAACCAGCCCUGAAAGCAGAUGCGCGGAACACUUUGUCAAGGGAAGAUGCUGAUCCCAGCAGGGGAGAGACCGCCGGCGGAGCGGUCCUCCAGUCUACUGAGGCGUUUUCAGCAGAGGCAUCGUCAAUCGUCAAUCCUGCAAAGGCCCCCCCUUUGAGGCCCCAUGUGGCCCCCGUGACAGUAGCGUUCUUGACCAUUCUCAUGGCUCUUGCGACAGGCCUUGGAUCAGUCCCUUUCUUUUUCCUGGACAUGAAGGGGAGGGGCUAUGGAGGCAUUUGCAAUGGGAUGGCCUGUGGGGUAAUGCUGGCAGCCAGCUUUGGACUGCUGCAUGAGGGGGAAUCAUAUGGAGGGGCAGAAUGCGUGGUCCUGGGAGUCCUUUUGGGUGGACUGUUCAUUCUAGGCAGUCAGAAGUACAUGGCCCAGUUUGGGGAGGUCAAGCUGAUGUCUCUGGAAGGUGUGAAUGCGCACAAGGCUGUACUCAUCGUAGCCAUAAUGACUCUGCAUGCGUUCGGGGAGGGGGCGGGAGUCGGGGUUUCAUUCGCUGGGCCCCGGGGGCUGCCGCAGGGUCUCUUGGUGACAAUUGCAAUUGCGGUCCACAACAUCCCCGAGGGCCUCGCUGUGAGCAUGGUGCUGUCGUCCAAAGGCGUCAGUGCAAAGCGGGCCAUGCUCUGGAGCAUUAUAACCAGCCUCCCGCAGCCCCUGGUCGCAGUUCCCGCCUACAUGUUUGCCGAGACAUUCACCAAGUUCCUGCCGCUGUGUAUGGGGUUCGCGGCCGGGUGCAUGAUUUGGAUGGUCUUUGCAGAGCUGCUCCCUGAUGGCUUGGAGGAGACCAGCCCCACUGCUAUCGCGGCCUCGGCAACGAUCUCCAUUGCCUUUAUGGAGGCGCUCAGCGCAGGCAUGCGAAACAUGGAGCAAGGCUCAGCCGUCCACGGGCGCUCCCCUUCCACCCCCCUCCUCUGGUCGCUCCUCUUCGGCGUGGGGCCUGCUUUCGGGGGCCUUCUUGUUGUGCUGGCGCAAAGAGUGAUGCGGUUCUCACAGGCGUUUAUGAUGGGGGGGGCGGCGGGCCUUAUGCUCGCACUUGGGGCCGUCCGGCCUUUUCAGUUGCUAUGGGGUUCUGGACUCCCCUCAGUGACCGUUGCGAUCUUUUUUGGGAUGGGGGCCGUCAUGUUUGGGGUAGUUGGACAUUGGGUUGUUGGACGCGCUGCUCAUAAGAAGACAGAUGAGGACCUGGAAGUGCUGAAAAGCGAUGGAAAAACUUUGGACACGCCGGUAUCCAAGGCGGCGAUGCUAGGGGUGACGGCUAUUCUUCUCCAUGCGUGGGUAGAGGGUUUGGUGCUCGGGGUUGCGGCCCUCCUGGCAGAGGGCAACAUCGGCUUACACAUGCUCGCUCCGGUGGUGCUGCAUAGUUUGCCGCGGGGGGCAGCUAUUGCAGCGAUAGUCAGUGCUCUUAGCAAGAGUUAUCGAGGAGCUCUUCUAAGCGCCGCAUUGUCGGGUUUUGCGGGGCCUGCAGGAGCGGUUACGGCUUUGGUUAUGGGGUUGCGUCACUUUCAAUCGCUAGACGGUAUGAUCGUGCUCUCAAGCGGAGGAUUGGUGUUGGCGGCAUGGAAGUAUCUGCUGCCCAGAGCCUGGAGGUUAGAUACGAGAAGAACGUUGAUGGGGCUCUUAAUAGGAGCAGUUUUUGGUGUGAUGAGUUUUUUUGGCACGCAUGUAUUAUGUUUAUAUACGUUUCUAUGUGUUGCUGCUCCAGAUGCAGUGACGUAA